GUCAAUCUAGUAUGAACAACCGAACAGCAGCAAACCGCAGCAAAGCAACUCAAACCCAGCCAAGCCAGACCGAGCCGACCGAAAGACUACUGAGUAUGUAAUGCAGGUAGUGACAGACUCUAUCAGAACCCCCACCCUCCCACACAUAGCGGCGCUAUGUGUGUCCCAUCUGUAGCCAUCUGUGUAGUAGUGGUGUAGUGUACCCACCCCACCGCACUCCACACCACCACUCCAUCCCACAAUCCCACACAAAUGCCUACGUACGUAUCCCAAUCCGCACCGCUGCUGCCGCCGCCGCCAAUCACAAGGGGCAAAGCCAAAAAGCAAAGCCAAAAAGCAAAAGCAAAAAGCCGAUCCCAACCACCGAACCAAAGCCAUCGAAGCCAGAAAACAAGCCAGCAAAAAAGCCAGAAGAGCCAAAAGUCCAACCAAAGAAGCCAACAAUAAGCCAAGCAAGCACGCACGCACGCACGCACGCAAGCAAACGCAAGCAAGCAAGAAGACAAAAAA
Messenger RNA from Aplosporella prunicola CBS 121167, 510 nucleotides. RefSeq lists its product as uncharacterized. The coding region runs from base 253 to 447 and encodes 64 amino acids. The transcript has a single exon. NCBI's taxonomy places the organism in Eukaryota, Fungi, Ascomycota, Dothideomycetes, Botryosphaeriales, Aplosporellaceae. The record is from RefSeq and is a predicted model, not a curated record.